UCCUAUUUAUCUCUCUCUCUCUCUCUCUCUCUCUCUCUCUCUCUCUCUCUGUGUUAUCAGCAAUGGAGGUUGUAGAUGUGGUUCACAUGGCAUUGAACGUGGCGGCGCCGGCGUUCACCCUCUUCUCUCUCGUCUUCCUCUUACCCCCAUUUCUCUUCUUCAAGCUCUUCCUCUCCCUCUUCCGAAACUCCCUCUUAGCCGAGAACGUCGCCGGCAAGGUCGUCCUCAUCACCGGCGCUUCCUCCGGCAUCGGCGAGGAAGUGGCGUACGAGUACGCGAGGAGAGGAGCGUACCUGGUGGUGGGGGCGAGGAGAAAAGACAGACUGACACAAGUGGCGGAGAAGGCGCGCGAGUUGGGAUCACCCGACGUUCUUCCGGUUUCGGCGGACGUCUCCGACGUUGACCACUGCAAGAGGCUUGUGGAUCAGACCAUUCAACGCUUUGGGAGAUUGGAUCAUCUGGUGAACAAUGCAGGAGUGAUCUCAGUGUGCAUGUUUGAAGAGUCCACCGACCUUCGUGAUUUGAGACCUGUUUUGGAUAUAAAUUUCUGGGGAUCCGUUUAUAUGACCCGAUUUGCGAUUCCACACCUUCGAGAGAGCAAGGGCAAAAUCAUUGCCGUCGCUUCCACCGCUGCGUGGCUGCCUACCCCGAGGAUGAGCAUUUAUAAUGCAAGCAAAGCAGCACUGAUGAGCUUGUACGAGACACUCCGGGUUGAAUUCGGAUCGGAUGUCGGUAUCACAAUUGUGACACCCGGAUUCGUAGAGUCCGAAAUGACCCAAGGCAAGUUCCUCUGCAAAGAUGGCAAGAUGGAAGUGAAUCCUGAAUUGAGAGAUGCGGUGGUGAGUGCGAUGCCGGUGGGGAGAGUGGAAAGCUGUGCGAAGGCAAUAGUGAAGGCAGGGUGCGGGGGGGAGAGGUACUUGACGGAGCCGGCGUGGUACGGGGCGAGCUACUACUGGAAGGUGCUGUGGCCGGAGGUGGUGGAGUGGUGUUUUCGGGUGGUCACUAGCGCCCCACACACUCCCGCGGCGGAAACACUCACGAAGAAGAUGCUGGAUCUCACCGGAGCCAGGACCAUCUUCCAUCCCCACUCCAUCCAAUCCCCACGCCCCAACAAAGCUGAUUAACUUAAUUAUGUAUCUGUUUGUACAUCUUAAUUUGUGUGUAUGUAUAUAUAUACAUGAAAGGGUACAAUAUAUCGUAUAUGAAGGUACGAUAUAAUAUGUUAUAACUAAAUAUUAUAUGUUCGAGAGU
Molecule: messenger RNA, 1251 nt
Organism: Malania oleifera
Lineage: Eukaryota; Viridiplantae; Streptophyta; Magnoliopsida; Santalales; Ximeniaceae
Product: 11-beta-hydroxysteroid dehydrogenase A-like
Exons: 6
Coding region: 63-1124 (353 amino acids)
Molecular function (GO): oxidoreductase activity
Source: RefSeq, a predicted model, not a curated record